CUCAUGGUUAGGCAGGGGUGGCACUGUAGGCCUGUAGUUGCAGCGUUGAUAUGAACUGACGUCAAGCGUAGCAAGUGAACCAAUUUGCGUGGUCGCGUUGUGCUUUUGAAGUUGGUGGACGGUCGCUUUGCCGUGCUCAGCGGCCACGGUGCGCUCUGCGGCGGCCCUAGUGCUAGCUGGCAGCCUGGCGUGACCCACUUGGCCGCCUCGAAGAGCUGAUGUGAGCGGCCGUGGCAGCGAGCACCAUGAGCACGGCGGCGACAGACGUGUCUUGCGAACGGCGCUACUGCUGGGUGUGCUUCGCUUCGGAGGACGAGGAACAAGACGCGUCCUGGGUGCAGCCGUGCAAGUGCCGCGGCACCACCAAGUGGGUGCACCAGGGCUGCCUGCAGCGCUGGAUCGACGAAAAGCAGGCGGGCAACAGCGCGGCGAAGGUGGCCUGCCCCCAGUGCAGCAGCGAGUACGUGGUGGUGCUGCCGAGUCUGGGAGGCCCCGUGUACGUGCUGGACCUGCUGGACCGCACAGUGCACCGCGCCUGCCCCUUCGUGGCCGCCGGACUGCUCAUGGGCUCGGUGUACUGGACGGCCGUCACGUACGGCGCGGUCACGGUGAUGCAGGUUCUGGGCCACAAGCAGGGCCUCAGCGUCAUGGAGCAGGCUGACCCCCUCUUCCUGCUCGUCGGGCUGCCGAGCAUCCCCGUCGUGCUCGUGCUCGCACGCAUGGUGCGCUGGGAGGACUACCUGCUGCGCCUGUGGUGGCGACACUCGGCGCCCCUUGCUAAGCUCCUCGUUGUGCCGCCCCACGACCCGGUUUCGGCCACGCGCCUCCUGUGCGGCGCCCUGCUGCUGCCCACUGUGGCCAGCCUGCUGGGCCGCCUGUUCUUCUCGCGCCAGUCGAGCCUGCAGCGCAGCCUGCUCGGAGGACUGGCCUUCGUGGCGCUCAAGGGUGCCGCCAAGAUCUACCUCAAGCGCCAGCAGUAUCUGCGCCAGUGCCGACGCACGGUGCUUAACUUUGAGGGGCCGGAGCCUUCGCUCUAGCGCUCGGCGGGGCCACCCACACAGAACGAGUCCCUCGCAGUCUUCCCACCUGGAAUGGUCGCCACUGCUACACCCGCGAGCAGCUUCACCCAGACCACACUGCGUCGGGGUUGGCCAUUGUUGGCUUUCACCGACGCUCGUCAUUCGCCUGCUUGCUCAAGCAGUCCACGACGGAGCAAAAUGGCACCUCCAGAGUGAGUGCAGAGUCGCAUUGCAGGACCGCACCUGGUCCAAACGGCGUCUGCUCUAUGUCACAAAGUGGCACUGCCCAUGAGCUGCGAGCACGAAGAACUGUCGCUCGACAUGGACAGUCGGUUGCCAGGGUUGUUCUAGACAGCCAAGUAAAAUGGUGCGAUACUCUGAGCAACUUUCAACAUAGCUCGAGUGACCCAGAUAUCCCUAUGAGCAACACGAGCAUAUACUGGCACCAAAACACUUCUCAGAGCAGGCACUGGGGGACAAACUGAUACUCGCACAUUCUUUUUCGCCUUGUUUGGUGCAUAGAAACAGCUCUCCAACAUCAGUCUCCAUAGAGCGGGUGUUCUCGGCCUACAGUAGAUUAUGUACCAUUUUGUUUGCAUUCCACAACGAAUAGCCACAGAUACUUAGGCAGAAUUCACCUUGGCAGAAACGAGAAUCACACUGGAAGCUUUUAAAUUUUGGCAGUUUAUGUCUAAUCUUCCUGCCCUUCUUGACACCAGAGGUAUUCCAAGGACCAAAAGAAAUCUAAAAAAAAAAAAAAAAUUUGGUCAACACAUUUAGAUUGCACAUUAUUUCUUCAGGUGUAUGAUUAAGUAGCACCAUAGCAGAAAUUAUGGCACACUGAUUUGAAGGUGAAUGUUAAAAAAAUAUUCUAAGUUGUGCAACUUUUCUAGCUCACUUGGUAAAAGAGCAAGCGUGUGGAUACUGCAGUCUCGGCAGAUAAACUAAAGGCGGCUUUGCAGGACAUUCUUCCCCCAGACACCCUGGCCUGAUGGCAUUGUUCACCUUACUUGGGGGAGCUUUGCCAGCAUUGGAUUUGCAGUUUGAAGCAGAUUUUUAACAUGAGAUAUGUUAUAGGUAGGGCUCCUCCAUGUUUUCGGAUAAAACUGAGAAAGCCAGAAGAACACUUGCAGGCAAAUAAAUUUCUGGAGAAGAUAGACUUUAAGGCUAAAGCGGUGCUCAAACAAAAGAAAGCUAAGAAAUGUGGGUAUAUUUUAUGCAAGUUUUGUCAGAGUGCGAUGUCGGCGGACCUCGGGAGAAGUCCCUCCGGUCUCCUUUUAAGAAUGCUGACAAGGGGAGGUUUAUGUUGGCAACAGUAUUUCCCGGUUUUGACAGGAGCCAAUCAAUGUGUGAUCAUGCCACUGUUGUAGUUUUGACCGUUGGUGUUGCAGGGAGGAAGGACGGUGGAAGUUCUCACUGGGGCAGCUUAAUAUCGCUCUCUCCAUCCCUUGUGGUCGCAACACUUUUUUGUGGCAUCUGCGACUAUGAAGAUGGGAUUGAAUGGGGAGCCUUGAUCAUCAGAAAGAUGCAAAAGCUUUUUUGGCGUCUACGUUGAGGUUUUAAUGGUUUUAAAAACAUUGUCUAGUGAAGCAAUCUUUGUUUCCAUUGCACCGCCACAUUCCGCUAAAGAAACCUUUAGAUAUGUGCGAGUGCUUUUUUAACCAUUGGUAUUAAGCAUUUAUGGGAAUGUUUGUGCUCGGAUAUUUUUACGAGCAACAUAAACGUACAAUAUUCGAAAAAAUAAUAAACGGAAAACUCUAAACCCUACUAACAAGGGAGGACUAGGCACUUUCCAGCAUUACGAGAACUGUCGUAUGAACAAUGACAUGCCAAAUUGAGCAAUUGGGGGUCGUGAUGUCAUGUAACGGAGGCCGCGAUGUCAUGUAACGGAGGCCGCAUGACCAUUAUACACUAAGUUUAGUGGACGACUUCUUUCCUGCCAAAUUUAGUUGAUUUGGUACAUUAAAAUUUGGUGGCCAUUGCAAGUGUCGCUGACGCAGAAUGGGGCUCCCUUGCGGGUAGCAUCUCAUUCCCAUUGGCUGGCAUAAGCAAUUGUGUGACCAUAACCAGUGAUGGUUUGGUAAAAAGUCUCGGUAUGAUAUCUGCGCACAAACAAUAGCGCCGAGAUAGAAUAACCCAAAAACAUGUUCUAUUUAUGAUGACUUUGUCAGGGGUGACUAAAGUAUUGCCUGCUUUGGUAUGAAAAUUAGUUCAGCUUUAAAAUCGCUUAACUUGAUGAAUUCCAAAAGGUCAAAUGUUCUAGUUGAAUGGGCAAUAUGUGAUGUUGUAUGUUGUAGUGCAAGCUCCUAGCAUGUACAGACUGCUAGGCUUUUUGUAAGCUGCCUUCCCCAAAAAUGUAUGAGGAUAUUGUAUCCACACAGCCAAAGCUAGAAGCUCCUCUGGUUUCAAUUGUGCCUGAGCAGAACAGGUGCCCAUGCAGUGGAAGCUUUUCUCGGAGCCUCGAGCUGGUGCCUUGUAGCCUUUCUCUGCGCACUUGGUGUUUAGAAGGAAGUCUGAGGCCUGGAGUGAUGACACCUGGUCGUGCAUAAUCUUGGUUUCCAAUUAUGCUGUAGAAAGGUAGGGCUCAGUUGUUUGCAGCAGUAGAGUGACACAACUUCAAAAUAAAUUUUCUUUGUAACCAAAACA
Ixodes scapularis (black-legged tick) is the source of this 3665-nucleotide messenger RNA. Its product is annotated as E3 ubiquitin-protein ligase MARCHF5. Gene Ontology annotation, molecular function: zinc ion binding. Bases 246 to 1037 code for a protein of 263 amino acids. The record is from RefSeq and is a predicted model, not a curated record. Lineage: Eukaryota; Metazoa; Arthropoda; Arachnida; Ixodida; Ixodidae. The transcript is spliced from 4 exons.